Messenger RNA from Nycticebus coucang (slow loris), 2680 nucleotides. RefSeq names its product inhibitory synaptic factor 1 (gene INSYN1). Gene Ontology annotation, biological process: inhibitory postsynaptic potential. Lineage: Eukaryota; Metazoa; Chordata; Mammalia; Primates; Lorisidae. Gene Ontology annotation, cellular component: postsynaptic density. Bases 1707 to 2582 code for a protein of 291 amino acids. The record is from RefSeq and is a predicted model, not a curated record. The transcript has 3 exons.
GGGCUGCGGGGCCGGCCGGGGCGCAGGCGGCGCGGCGCCGCAGCGCUCGGGGAGCGGGCCCAGGCCCGGGGAGCCCGGCGGGGCAGGGCAGGGCCAGGCAGCGGAGGGAGGCCCAGCCCCGAACCGGCGCCGGUUCGCACCACCCUCAGCGACCCGGAGCCCGGAGGCUGCCGAGUGGGGAGCGGAGCGCGAGCGGUUGGGAGGCGGUGGGAGGCGAGCGGAGGCUGCAAGCCCGGUGCGCCCUGGCCCGGCCCGGCACGCCGCGCGCCCCCUCCCCUCUCUUUCCCUCGCCGAGCCUCCUCCCCUCGCCUGUUCUAGCCUCCUGUCCUCUCCUCCUCCGGGCUCCGCUCCCGCCUGCGCCCCAGCCGACGAACCCAGCGGGGUCGGGCCCUCAGCUUCGCGCGCUCUCGGCUGGGCCCUCCGGGGACAGGGUCCCCGCGGCCGACACCGCCCUCCCCCUGGGACCCGGCGGAUUCCGGACCUUUCCGAACGUGGACUGAGCCGUUGGAGCGUUCUCACCCAGCGCUGAACGCUAGGCUGGGCUGAGCGGACCCUCGCGAUCGCUCCAGACGCCGCGGGUACCGGAGCGCGGACAUUCUGGGUCCGGGCUUAGCGCGUCCCGAGCGCCAGGCGGUGCCAGCUCACUCCCGGCAGAGCAGGGUAGGGCAGGUCAGACCCCAGCAGAGCCCGGACCCGCCGAUCUGGACUGCACAGAGCGAUUCCCGGACGGUGCCGAGCCCGGGAAAUGCCGGGCGUGGGCUGAGGGGAUCCCGGCGCCCUCCCAACCCUCCGACUUUGGUUCACGAGCUGGGACCCGCCCGGCGUCGCUUCGGCCGCCCUGCGACCGGGUCACCUGUGGCCUCGGAGCCCCGAAUCCGGCGUACCCUUGCUCAUUACCGACCUGGAGCCUGGCGAGGGUUGAGGGAGGGUUUUCCUGCCCCCCUCCCUGCAGCGCGGAGGCCCCGCCCCCUCCCACCGCCCAGAUGUCUCCGGCCGCGGCUCGGAGGACCUCCCCAAGGCCCGAGGCCGAAGGGUCCAGAGAGAGAAGCCCGCCCUAGGGAGCCUUGGGGGCCCCCCAACCUCGUCUUGGGGCUUGGCCCCCGACGUUGCUAGGAGGGAAAGCCGGUGCCCCCACCCUUGGGGGCUGCCCUCUUCAAAUCCAACUCCCUCCCCAGAGCUGCCCACAUCUGGAGCCCCCUCUACAUCUGGAAGACCCUGGCCACUAUCCCUCUGCAGGUGUCAGUUACAUCCAGAGACCUCUGCUUUUGCAACUGCUUAGGAGUUGUGAGGGGAUUACUGCUACCUCCCCCCCUGUCCCAAGGGCAUCCCUUACCCUUAGUCAUCCCCCUGCCUCUGUGUUCAGGUUCAGGCAGAGAUAAGGUCUGCACACCCACAGGCACUUCAAGUCCUGGAGGCCAGUCCUGGGACCCAGGGCCCCUCCCCUUCCUCUCCUGUGUCCUCACCUUGACCCCCCUCUGCCAGACUCUGUCUCCCUUCUCCCUUCUGGUGUCCUGUUCCCCACCCAGAGGCAGAGGAGGCGGAGUGGCAGGGGGAAGGGGCUGGGUGAGGGCCGCCCAGGGCCAGGGUAGGCUGGGGGGCCGUUAAGAUGUGGAGCUCUGCCCGGUUGAGGGGGGCUCCGUGGAGGCAGACGCAGUGUGUGCCCGACUGGGGGGAGUAUGGGCAGGCCUGCGGCCACGUGGUAAAGGAUGAACAUUCGGGGCACCCCGGACCUCGGGCAGCCCAGUGACGACCCCAGCAGUGGUGGUGAGCGGGAGCGGAUUCGACAGCGCAUGAAGAUGGUCAUCGGGCAGCUUGAGGACAUCCUACGGGAGCUCAAGGAGGUGGCCAAGGAACUGAGGGAGGUGGUGAGCCAGAUCGAUAAGCUAACCUCAGACUUCGACUUUGAACUGGAGCCAGAUGACUGGACCACGGCCACUGUGAGCAGCACCUCUAGCAGUGACAAGGCAGGCGUGGGCGGCCCCUUUGACUUGGGCCACCUGGACUUCAUGACAGCUGAUAUCCUCUCAGACAGCUGGGAGUUCUGCUCCUUCCUGGACGUCUCCACCCCCUCAGACUCCGUGGACGGCCCCGAGUCUACGCGGCCAGGGGCUGGCCCUGACUACCGGCUCAUGAACGGUGGCACACCCAUCCCCAAUGGCCCACGAGUGGAAACCCCAGACUCCUCCAGCGAGGAGGCCUUCAGCGCUGGCCCCACAAAGAGCCAGCUGCCCCAGCGGACCCCGGGGACACGGGAGAGGGUGCGGUUCAGUGACAAAGUGCUCUACCACGCACUGUGCUGUGAUGAUGAGGAGGGGGACAGUGAGGAGGCAGCGGUGGAGGAGGUGGGGCUGCCCCCUGAACCUCCCCAUAUGGAGGCCCACACAGGCCCCCACCAGCCCUCCCCAGCCCCUUAUAAGCCAAGGCACUCUCCACUGACCAGCCAUCGUUCAGGCCCCACCACAGCCCCCGAACAGACACGAAAGGUCACGAGGAACAGCAGCACCCAGACGGUGUCAGACAAGAGCACACAGACGGUGCUGCCCUACACGGCCACUAGACAGAAAGCCAGGGGAAAAAACUAGGAACUGGGGAGGGGCUGGGGGCGGUGGACACAUAGAGGUACAAAUAUAUAUAUAUAUAUUUAAGCAAAUGCAGUCAUAAUAAAAUUUUUAAAUGCUAA